Adineta ricciae is the source of this 552-nucleotide messenger RNA. The record is from the annotation of a GenBank genome assembly. NCBI's taxonomy places the organism in Eukaryota, Metazoa, Rotifera, Eurotatoria, Adinetida, Adinetidae.
AUGAAGAUCUGUAUUCUUGGUUUACACCAAUCGAUCGAAUCGAAAACUAUCAAUUCAUGGAAUCAAAAAAGACCACGACUACAAAUCAUCUCAGUUGAAAAUGCGAAAUGUUGCGAAAAAAUAUUUUCGAAUCAUGAUGAUUCUGUACCGUUUGGGUGUUGGUCAACAUUCAAAUGCGUUCUUCUACCAUCAUUUGGUUUAUCUUCAAUUUAUGAUCAUUUCCAUUAUGAUACAACAUGUUUUGAUUGUAUUGAAGUUCAGUAUUCGUCGAAGUUUUGGAUACCAGCGAUUCCAAUUUCAUAUGACGAUCUAUACCUUGCAUUUGAAAAGGCUGAUGCUGUGAUAUCAAUGGAACGAAAGCUUCGAGAUCUGUAUAUCUGUGAAAAUGGCGAAAGCGAUCCUCAACCGAAGAAAAAAUGUAUUCUAUUUCAAUCGAUUUGUGACGGACAUCUUCAGCUAUUAUCAAAAUCGAUUGCUGGACAAAAUGAAAAAACUAAUGGACGUCAACGUGUUUCGAUUCGUACUGAAAUGAUUCAUACGUUUACCCAGUGA